Messenger RNA from Varroa destructor (honeybee mite), 6771 nucleotides. RefSeq names its product isopentenyl-diphosphate Delta-isomerase 1-like. Lineage: Eukaryota; Metazoa; Arthropoda; Arachnida; Mesostigmata; Varroidae. Gene Ontology annotation, biological process: isoprenoid biosynthetic process; isopentenyl diphosphate biosynthetic process. Gene Ontology annotation, cellular component: cytoplasm. Gene Ontology annotation, molecular function: isopentenyl-diphosphate delta-isomerase activity. The record is from RefSeq and is a predicted model, not a curated record.
UUCGUCUCCCUCUACGAGAAUAUUGAAUUGCUUCCUCUCCGUGACGUGAUUAGUUAAUACAAUUGCGUAAGGCUUUUCUAGAUACACUGGAGGAACAACCGGUGGGUGAAAUAAGACAGGUCUAAUGUGUAGUUCAUAAUUUACGUCGAAAUCAACUUAUUGUCAACUUGCACUAUCCUACCGAUAGGGAUUCUUUUUUCAAAUGGUGGCUGUAUCACACAGAACUUGCAUCUGGGUCCAUAUCGAGGAUCAUUUGCCAGUGACAUCGUUUGAACAAGGGGUAGUGGUCUGUGUGGUUGGAGGAUUUGGGUGCACAUUGACGUGCAGUUCUUAUUAUGAGUUUUCUGACAUUAGACUCGUGUUUUCAGUGUCUUGCAGGUAUUUAUGGGGCUUUAAUAGCGCUUUUCAUUUAGUGCGGUUUUAACAAAAAAAAAGGCUGGACGCCACGUUGCAGCGACAGUGUCGCUCCCAGGCUAUUUCACUAGAAAUCUUGUCCGGCUGUCUAUCAAAAAUGCUUAUCGUAUCACUUUUCUCCGCCUGCACCCGAAAGACAAUUUACAUUCACUGCGAAAAAGCAAAGGCAAUGCGGCGUUAAAAACAAUUCUUAUUGUACUCUUACUAAAUAAAUGAACGUAUUAUAAAUGAACAGAACAUUAGUGCCAAAUUACUGCUAAUUACGUGACGCUUUCGUCUCGUGGCUAUUUUUCAGCUAUAAGUGAACGUUCGAAUGUUCUUGGUAUUCAUCUGGAUGACAGACAGUCAGCUUCUAUAGAAAAACACAAGACAGUGAUAGUGUAUCACCGCCAGGAUUUCCUUUCCACUAACUAAUGGACAGUAGGGAACGGCGCAUUUCUUUUAUUUUCCGUAUGCCUGUAUGUUCUAUGCGCUCCGACAGUAUCGAUUCCAGUAUUUGUAUAUGUUGGCCAUCCGACACCCCCAUGGCAUCUCUCUUCUUUCACUUACUCUUUCCCGUUCGACCCGAAAAUUUGCAAAGUGCCAACAAAAUGGGCUGACGGAGCGGAUGGACCACAGUUGUAACUCUGUGACUUAGUACCGAGAGUAAGACUGGCCGAAGUUCUUCUACUGUGUGGCGACUACAGGCCCAAGGUUCUCCAAGUGUCGUGCCAACGAAAAUCGACUAAAUCUUUAUCGUUGCGAAUUAUUGUCAGUCUAUACUCUGCACAAGGCUAAGUCGAUAUUCGGUGAAACUAUUUUGUCGGUGUUCUUUGUCUUUCUUUUAUUACUAGCAUAGUUUUUUUUACAUAUGCACCAUGUUUCUUAUUUACAACGUCAGAAGACAGCAGCGUGACACAAAAGAUUCCCGUUUUUGUUGAAUAGAUAUCACAUAUCUGACAGCGAGCUUGUAUAUGCGUGUACUACUAUUCAAAUUAAAGGAGCUUUCUGUGUGGCUUGUCCGUGACAGCGGUUUUUAUGCAAAGGCAUAGUGCACCGAUUCUACGUUCACUGAGACCAUGCGUCGUGCCCUAAACCGCAUUGUGAAUAUAGCUGGACGUCAAUUAUUCCCCAGGCGAGAAUCGGAGGAACCUUUGCAAGUCGUAGCGACCUCAAGCAAAGGGAAUCUGUUUGGAUCACCUUUUCAUCGCACAGCUGGUCGAUCCCUAGCCGUUGCAAUGUCGACAGCCGUGUCAGCUCCUCCGAGUCCGUUGCGUCCUAACCAUGCAGAUCUCGACUAUUCGCCAGUUGGUAACGAACCCCAGUCGGACAUAUUUGCUGGCCUUGAUCCCACUCAAAUCGCAUUGAUGAAUGAGAAGUGUAUCCUGGUUGACGAAAAUGACCGUGUUACGGGAGCCGCCAGCAAAAAGGAUUGUCAUCUCAUGUCCAAUAUUCAAAAAGGCCUUCUUCAUCGAGCAUUCUCUGUCUUCCUUUUUAAUUCUUCUGGAGAUCUCCUUAUCCAGCAAAGGUCCGAUGAGAAAAUCACAUUUCCUGGGUGCUUUACCAACUCGUGUUGUUCUCAUCCACUUGCCACUCCGUCGGAGCUCACCACAAACCCCAUUGAAGGGGUAAAGAACGCGGCUCAACGUCGAAUGUUUAUUGAGCUAGGAAUCCCGCCAGAAGAGCUUCCGCUUGAUGACUUUCACUACGUAACGCGCAUGAAGUAUAAGGCGGAAUCGGAUAGACAGUGGGGAGAGCACGAAAUCGACUACAUUUUAUUUAUGCAGAAGGACAUAACAACAAUCCAACCAAAUCCCAACGAAAUAAAAUCUACACUAUACCUCUCGAGAAAAGACGUCGACAUCUUUGUGGACAACUUAGAAAAAAACGGAAACAAGCUUACUCCCUGGUUUCGUCUCAUCUUGGCGACUUCGCUAAAGAAGUGGUGGGACAAUCUCGACCGGAUUCAUGAGUUUGACUCGCACGACGUUAUAACUAGGCUAAAUUAGGAGCCAUCGGUCGUUCUAUAAUCGUCAUCUUCUAACAAAAAUGAUGACAAGACAAACGUGCUUAGCAUUUCGCAUUUCCCUAGCAAGCUUCGGCACUUUUUGCCGUAUUGGAGCGAGGUCAUAGACAUUUUCUUAACGAAGCCCGUGCAGCGUUAUAGAUACAUAAUUUUCUCGUCACUACUAGGCUUUCGUAUUAUAAUUGUGAUUGCCUUAUAUUGUUAGUAAGAUGUCAAUACAUUGUUUACUCUAAACAAUAACGAAGUUACUAGCACACAUAAAUAUUUAACUUGCGAUUUUCGAAGAUGUACUUCUAUGCGUAACGACCUCAAUUGAUGCUGCAGCUGCGGUGAAACGAUAAAAUUGAACUUUUAAUAGUGUGGGGCCAUUAGGGAACAUUUCGAAUUGCAAUUCUUUUUCUGUGUCCCCUUGCAACAUAAGUGGCAGAACAUUGUGAUGCAACAAAUUGAAGAUUAUACUUUACACGGUUACUGGGAAGCCAACAUAUGACUUCCAUUUGUAGCAACGUUUUCGCUAGGGUGCAGCAUAUCCAAACGUCGAUUAAAAUACUUCAUCUGGUUAAAAUGCAAAAAAGCAUGGGUUUCAACAUGGGUUUUUUGCCUUUCAACAUACUUGAAACCUCGUUCAGAAUAGUUCUGUUAUUGGUCAGGCUAUCACCGAAAUGUCUCAAAAAAGGCCGGUGGCUCGCACGUUUUGCUUAUGGAGAUAGAAUUUGCCCUAAAAUGACUUACGCAUCACACCUAUUGUAGAUCCAACACGCGUCCAGAUAGGGACAUAAACCCGUUUUAGCUUUUGGCUAAUGUAGUGCGGUAAUGUAAAUCGGUGUAUUUGUUUGUUAUACCAUAUCUAUUCUAAAACUGUGAAAUAGGUGUCAAUUUUUGUUUUAUAGGUGCUAUCGUAUAAAAAAAUAAGUGGGCUAUUUUUAACUUAGCAAAAAUAGUUUCCCAAGUCCAGCAGAUGUUCUCCAAUGCUAUCUCAAUAUGUACGUGUCAGUUUUAUCCUCCUCCUGAUAAGCGCGUGUGUGUCUGGCACGAGAUCACUAAUACAUACGAUAAUACGUAGUAAGACUCAGUGACUUUCCUCUCUGUAUAAAUUGCUUGCUAUAGGGCUGCGUACGGUCACUGGACACCUAAACAGCUUACUCCCUACGUUCUUUGUCAGGACCUCAGGCGGGUCAGUGCUGACCAGUUCAGCGAGGUUCCCCUCUAUUUUACUAGUCAAUACAGAUACACACGUGCAAGGUCCCCAAAGAUUUUUCUAAGCUGAUUGAAUGAUUAAUUUGGAGUAUCGAAACAUCUCAGGACAGCGUAGAAACGCACUUUCAACAUCUUGCAUGUCGUGUAUGUCAAAACUGUCUCACUCACUGUGACUCUCAAUACUGUUCAGACUGUAUGUAGUUAAUGAGAAAGCAGUACAAACAACUAAUCAGGUGAGAUGAGUAACUCAAGAAACCAUUUUUGACUUAGCUAAUUACCCCUUUGACUAGUAUCGUGGUAACGAGAGGCAAAAGGGAAUGAGCGAAUAUCAUCCAAUUUAUACUGCUGAUAUCAAACGAAGUCGGAAGUUGGAUUCGCUCAUUCGGUACUAUGAUUAGUAAUUGUUAUUUUGUCUUGAUCAGGGAUUUUUGAGAAUGUGUGUGUAUGCUCCAACGUGAAUAGAUCAAGAAUUAUUGUUGUGUAAUGAUUAACAACUAAAGGUCUAGGUAACAAUAAUUGUUGGAGAUAUUAUAAUAUUAGUAUGAUUCAUAUCCAAGAUACUCGCAAACAGGUCGAUAAAUACGGGCGCGUUUUUGCCUAUUGCAGUUACGCAACAAGACACUGAGAUCUUUCAACGCUUUGUAAUACGAAGGGUGUGCAGUAUGUGUACGGCUUGAAAUCUGAAGUACAUAUUCUCGCGGAAAGUGCAGAAAGCAGUUUCAAGCUACAUACAUGAUUUUAUAUUAGAGAUGCGAACACCGUUGUUGAGCCCAUUUCGGUAAAGUCUUCCUUUGAAAAAAAUUUUUCGUGCGAAGACAAAAUCUUCGAAUGCGCAAAACAAUAUCAGCUUAAACCCUACAAUGAAGACAUACUAGGUAGACUCAAAAUAAUACACCGGUCCAUGAAACGGUAACAUUUGAGCUCGAGCUUCGACUAAUAUUAACAAGAAGUCUUAACUUACUGUCACCGGUGAGGAUUAACAAAAAACUGUAGUUCGUUAAGGUAUGAAGUGAGCGACUGUUGAGCGUCUCGGCUAAUUCCCUCGCCCUAAUUUAACAAGAUGUUAGCAUCCAUCCCAGUCCAACACGUUGUUACUAUAAUGUUGAUACUAGGCAAUAUUACUAAACAAAAUGAAUAUAUAGUUUUUACCAUUAUUAUUCUUAUCAGUUUUUAGUUAAAUGUGUUCAAGCUAAGUUGUCAGCCUUGUGAGAAGAGCCUAGUAAUGCACAAACAGUUUCGUCCUAAUUUAAUCGAAAUGAAACCGACCGUUUUUCAUUGUUGUUACUAAAUAACAGAUGUCUAAAUUAGGCAGAAAUUUAAGCACGUAAUGUGAAGCUGUUUAGAUUGCAUCGUUUCUACUUAAUUAUAAAUAUUCGUCUCGUAGUAUACAUACAUUUUGUGGACAAAGAAAAUAUAAGGGGUAUGUCGUGUAACUUUUAAGAUUAGAUGCAAGGUACAGAGGUAGACAUUUGCAUUAGUAGUACGUCUACUAGGGCUAAGAACAACAUAUAGAUAGAUUAACGAAUAUAACGAAUACUAAUUUACCCACCUCGGCUGCUGACUGCAUUGUAAGUAUACUCUAUGUAUUCUGUGUGUGUAUUUAUUUUGUGAGACGAACUUGAAUUGAAACAAUUCUGUACAACUGUCUGCAAAACAUGUGCCAUGCCAAGUAGCAAAGGACAUGUAGCUCCUCAAGGAUGAUCAUCAUCUAGCAAUAUCGUUCCAACUUAUUUUCGUAGCUUCGUAUGUCCCACUCAAAAAGUUAACUCUAUAAAAAGCGUGAACAUUCUCAAAAUGUUCACUCUUUUUAUACACCUAGGUACAAUGUUAUUAUAAAAAAUAACAUUGUACUUAGGUGUAUAAUCUAACUGGCGUUUUUGUUACGUUCCUACAUUUAUGUUACUGCUCAAUGUUAGUGAUUACAUGUUCAGAUAAAUGUUGACUUUUUAGUAACAGUAGUCUAUAAAUAUUUUUUGUUUGUUUUGAAUAAAGCAAACAUUAAAAUGUUAAGGUUUAAAUCGCGUUUCUUUUUAUUCUUCUUAGUUGCUUCUAAGUGAAUAUUUAGCAAAUCUUGUAACUACCAUGAAUAGCGUACCAUUUGAAUAUACUAACGUAUACCGCGGCCACUGUCAAAUUCAUUUUCUGGUUUUAUUCACCUGGACAUGACCGACUCGUCUUCAAACAUUUUCUUAUUCUCAAGAUAAAAUGCUGCGCAUCACAGCAGUGCGCCGACAUGGAUUGCUAGAAAAGGCCGAAUAUGAAAAUCACGUCCUUCAUUUGGAUUUUCCUACCACUAAUGAGUAUCAUGAUUUGUUACGGUGUAUAAUGGUUUUAUCCAAAUUGACAGGACGAUGCAAAGUGGUUGUGCAAUCAAAUAAUACGUGUUCGCCGUAGGACAACUGCAAACAAAUGUACCAUUAAAUGAGGUGCCACAUCUAAUCAGAAAAGCAAGUGGCUAAAAAAAGCGUGGACAACGAUCCAGACAGUAUUUGCUGGUAGCAUUAGCCUUGCAGGAUUAUAGGUUUAAGAACGGGCCGCCCGAAACUUUUAGGCUGAUUCGACUCACUGCAGAAAGAAUUAGGAUUAUAAAUUCAUAUCUUAAAAACGACUGCCAGCGAACAUGAAACGUACUUCAAUAGAUGUACUAUAGCUACUCGUUUUUGCAACAAAUUUAUCAUAUCUCUAAUCUUAAGGUAUAGUAAUCGCUAAAUUAAUCAUAUGAACAAAGUUCCUUAUCUUUCUCAUAAUUAACUUGCAUUUCAUAUACAGGAGUCCGUCUUAAAGAAAAAGCCGUGGUAAGCACGUUCUCACCGGUUUAGCACAUCGAUAUUACAACUGAACUUAGGAAACAAAAUUUCUUAGGAUCCUUUUGAUCAUAAACUGUUCCUGCUUUAUUGGCUUCGAUAGCUCAGUUAGUUACCACUUCGUUGGAACACCUGUUUGUUAAGGAUACCUGCAGAGUGAAAGAUUAGCGCUAGGGUUGACUCAUUGGCAGUGUCGAAGAACUCAGGUUUCAAUGCAUUUGUUGCCUUUCGGUUGAAGAAAAACGAACUCUCCAUUUGGCUGCAUCGACAAGCUUCUUCGUUCGUAGGUCUUUUUUAAAAACCUUGUCCUUUUUUAAAAAUAUUAUCAGUGCCGGGAUAUUUCGCACACAG